Molecule: messenger RNA, 4053 nt
Organism: Doryrhamphus excisus (bluestripe pipefish)
Lineage: Eukaryota; Metazoa; Chordata; Actinopteri; Syngnathiformes; Syngnathidae
Source: RefSeq, a predicted model, not a curated record
AGUUGCUGUUUCCUGACGCUGCACAGCGAGAUCUUUAUUAAAAGAAUAGAUUUUUUUACCUGCUCUUGGUCCUGCUCUCUGCAUCCUGGGAUAGCAUUGCAACGCCUAUAAGCCUGAUGGUGACAGUAACACUUCAUGUGUAAUAUUGUCCUAUAUUACCGCCGGGCUACAGAUGGAUGGAUGGAUGGAUGUGAAUGACUCUCUAAAGGUACUGUCGGCAGGGGUAUUUUUAGUCAUUUGGGGGCCCAAGGCAAAGCUAGUCACUGAGGUCCACCACAUCAUUGCUACAAAAUCUUCCCACGAGACCUCCCUCCUGGACCAGGCUCUGGAGCUGAUCAUGAACGAGACGCCGUCCACCUGCACUAGCCUUUUCCUCAACGAGGAUGCAGACAAACCCCCGGCGAGGGAGCGAGGAGACCUGAGGAGGAGAGUGCAUGGCGCCAUGGAGAGGAGAGCAGAUGGCAUGAAGGAGAGGAUGCUGUCCAUCAACAAGGACACCAUUAGAUGUUUCCUGAAAAGAAACCUCUUUGUUUUGCUGACGGUUGCUUCUGUGCUUCUGGGCAUCAUUGUGGGUUUUGCUCUACGCUCCCACAACUUGUCCCUGAGACAGGUCAAGUACUUUGCCUUUCCUGGGGAGCUGCUGAUGAGGAUGCUUCAGAUGCUGGUGAUGCCUCUCAUCAUCUCCAGUCUGGUCACAGGAAUGUCCUCCUUGGACAGCAAAGCCUCGGGUAAGAUGGGCGUGCGUGCUGUCGUCUACUACAUGGUGACCACCUUGAUUGCUGUCUUCAUCGGUAUCGUGGUGGUGAUCAUCAUCAAACCCGGGAAAGGCAGCAGGGAAAGUCCCAUGGUCAAGAGUGGAAACAUAGAAGCCAUCCAGGCUUUGGAUGCUUUCCUGGAUCUCAUCAGGAACAUGUUUCCACCCAAUCUUGUUGAAGCUUGUUUCAAACAGUACAAAACCCUGUACACAAAGAUUGUUCACACAAGGAACGUGACGGUGAGCAGGAACCUCAGUGCAACAAACGCCACUGCGCUACUUCACACCUUCCAGGAGACGGUGGAGGAGAUAGUGCCCGUGACAGGCUCCUCUAGCGGCGUCAACGCUCUGGGUCUGGUCUUCUUCUCCCUGUCCUUCGGUCUGGUCAUCGGCAACAUGAAGAAACAGGGUCAGGCUCUCAGGGACUUCUUUGACUGCCUCAAUGAAGCCAUCAUGAGGCUGGUGGCCAUCAUCAUCUGGUACGCCCCAGUGGGGAUCCUCUUCCUGAUUGCCGGAAAGAUAGUGGAGAUGAAGGAUCUGGCAGUGAUGGGUGGCCAGCUGGGGAUGUACACCGUGUCGGUGAUUGUGGGCCUCCUCAUUCAUGGUCUCUUCAUCCUGCCGCUGCUCUACUUCCUGGCGACAAGGAAGAAUCCUUACGGCUUCAUUGGCGGUUUGCUGCAGGCUCUCAUCACGGCUCUGGGAACCUCCUCCAGCUCGGCUACCCUACCCAUCACCUUCCGCUGCCUGGAGGAGAACAACCACGUAGACAAACGUGUCACGCGCUUUGUUCUUCCUGUGGGUGCCACCAUCAACAUGGAUGGCACCGCCCUCUACGAAGCUGUGGCGGCCAUCUUUAUUGCUCAAGUCAAUGAUAUGGAUCUAAACUUUGGCCAGAUUCUCACCAUCAGUAUCACGGCAACCGCCGCCAGCAUCGGAGCAGCAGGCAUCCCUCAGGCUGGCCUGGUUACCAUGGUGAUAGUGUUGACAUCGGUGGGACUGCCCACAGAGGACAUAACACUCAUCAUCGCAGUGGAUUGGUUCCUGGAUCGCUUGCGGACCACCACCAAUGUAUUGGGCGACUCACUCGGGGCAGGCAUCUUGGAGCACCUCUCUCGUGCAGAGUUGCAGAGUCAGGACGACGAGGUGCACAACUGUGUCAUGGAAGAGAAGGAGAAGCCCUACCGGCUCAUCUGCCAGGAGAAGGACAUGGUGCACAGCCACAACAGCGAGAGCACCAUGUAACCACGGAAAGAUCCCACAUCUUUACAUCCCACAGACCAAAGACAGGAGAGGCAGCAGUCAAACCAAGGUCCACACUAAAGGAAAUGACUUAUAGAGGACUUGAGACACACUUCUUAAAUUACAGCAAAAAAGUCCUAAUGUUAUGCAAAUUAAAAAAAAUCCCCAAACAGUCUACGACUUUCCAUACAGUAUUAAUUGGCUAAUAUAGUUCUCAAUAUAGUGCAGAUUUUUUUUCUGCUAAAUGUCUCUUUUUGGUCUCACAACUCAACAGACUCUUUUGGUCUCUUACAAUAAGGUACACCAAAAUGCAGUAGUUACUUACCGUCUAAUGAGGAACUGAUGACUAAGGCACAUACAUUUAAAGUAGUUACUCAGGAAUCAAUGAAUAACUAAUGACUAAGGCACAUACAUUUAGAGUAGUUACUCAGGAAUUAAUGAAGAAGUAAUGAUGAAGGCACAUACAUUUAGAGUAGUUACUUGGGAACUAAUGAAGAACUAAUGACUAAGGCACAUACAUUUACAGUAGUUACUGGGGAACUAAUGAGGAACUAAUGACAAAGGCACAUACAUUUUGAGUAGUUAUUCAGGAAUUAAUGAAAACUAAUGAUUAAGGCACAUACAUUUAGAGUAGUUACUCAAGAACUAAUGAGGAACUAAUGACUAAGGCACAUACAUUUAGAGUAGUUACUUGGGAACUAAUGAAGAACUAAUGACUAAGGCACAUACAUUUACAGUAGUUACUGGGGAACUAAUGAGGAACUAAUGACUAAGGCACAUACAUUUUGAGUAGUUAUUCAGGAAUUAAUGAAAACUAAUGAUUAAGGCACAUACAUUUAGAGUAGUUACUCAAGAACUAUGAGGAACUAAUGACUAAGGCACAUACAUUUGGAGUAGUUACUGGGGAACUAAUGAAGAACUAAUAACUAAGUCACGUACAUUUAGAGUAGUUACUCGGGAAUCAAUGAAAAACUAAUGACUAAGGCACAUACAUUUAGAGUAGUUACUCAGGAAUUAAUGAAGAAGUAAUGAUGAAGGCACAUACAUUUAGAGUAGUUACUUGGGAACUAAUGAAGAACUAAUGACUAAGGCACAUACAUUUACAGUAAUUACUGGGGAACUAAUGAGGAACUAAUGACUAAGGCACAUACAUUUUGAGUAGUUAUUCAGGAAUUAAUGAAAACUAAUGAUUAAGGCACAUACAUUUAGAGUAGUUUCUCUAGAAUGAAUGAAGAACUAAUGACUAAGGCACAUACAUUUAUAGUAGUUACUCAGAAUUAAUGAAGAACUAAUGACUAAGGCAUACAUUUAGAGUAGUUACUCGGGAACUAAUGAAGAACUAAUGACUAAGGCACAUACAUUUUGAGUAGUUACUUGGGAACUAAUGACGAAUGAAUGACUAUGGCACAUACAUUUAGAGUAGUUACUCAGGAAUUAAUGAAGAACUAAUGAUGAAGACACACAUUUAGAGUAGUUACUUGGGAACUAAUGAAGAACUAAUGACUAAGGCACAUACAUUUACAUACAGUAGUUACUGGGGAACUAAUGAGGAACUAAUGACUAAGGCACAUACAUUUAGAGUAGUUACUCAGAAUUAAUGAGUCAAAAACGGUAUAUAUAUCUAACCCUAAAACAUGUCCCGAGUUAAUUAUAAAUUAUAAAAUAUUAGCAAGAUUGAAUUUGAUCUUUUCCUGUUUAAAUUGUUUAAAUCCCAGGUGCUGUAGAAAGUUUGUUUUUGAUCCGAACUAAAUUUCAAGAUUGGACGAACGAAAAACUUGCAAUUAUUUGGAGUUAUUCCAACAAGUGAAAGAAAAACUCUGAGAAGUCGGUAUCACGUGAUGUUGAUGUUUACGUUUUACUGGUCAUGCCCCAUUGACUUUUCUGUUUGAUUAUAUCGGCGCAUGUAGACAAGAGAUUGGAAUAUUCUUUUCCAUGUAUACCAUUGUUUUCGGGAAAAGUCAUUCGGAAAGAUUCCAUUCAGAAAGAGGAAAAACUCCUCAUGUAUACGUGGCUAUUGUUGGAUCCCUUCAGUUGAUGCUGAGUUGUCUUUCUUUCAUUAC